AUGGCGGACACCACAGCGGAAAUCGACACAUCCAGACUUUUGAGGCAAUACAACGUAUUUUUCGACCUCAAUAAACGUCAAGCUGACGGGCAUGAAGCCCUUUUUCGGGAUAUCACGACCCUGGGGAGCUACGAUCUUGACAAAUACCGCCCAGAUAUCACCGUUGAAUCGACGCAAAAGCCUUGGAGACUGAAGACAGUUGAACGCGCAAAGGCCAUCAGCGCCAAAGCCCUGCGAUGCCUCGAACAGGACAAGAACGAGCUUGGUUGGCGUUUGAACAUAGAAUCGGAGAUCCUGGCUCGAUUCAGCAUUGAAGUCGCAUGGUAA
Molecule: messenger RNA, 327 nt
Organism: Fonsecaea pedrosoi CBS 271.37
Lineage: Eukaryota; Fungi; Ascomycota; Eurotiomycetes; Chaetothyriales; Herpotrichiellaceae
Exons: 1
Coding region: 1-327 (108 amino acids)
Source: RefSeq, a predicted model, not a curated record